Paraphaeosphaeria sporulosa is the source of this 3613-nucleotide messenger RNA. RefSeq lists its product as uncharacterized. The transcript is spliced from 4 exons. Bases 26 to 3565 code for a protein of 1179 amino acids. NCBI's taxonomy places the organism in Eukaryota, Fungi, Ascomycota, Dothideomycetes, Pleosporales, Didymosphaeriaceae. The record is from RefSeq and is a predicted model, not a curated record. Gene Ontology annotation, biological process: microtubule cytoskeleton organization; tubulin complex assembly; post-chaperonin tubulin folding pathway. Gene Ontology annotation, molecular function: GTPase activator activity; beta-tubulin binding.
CCUACAGACUUCAACGAAACCCAGCAUGGAUACAGGAGGCGACGACGACGACGACGUGAAGCUGCUCCGGGCUUCUACCUCAAAUCUUGCGGAUCUCGGGAAGCUUAUCCUGCGGCUUGUGCGAAAACGCAAAAACACUUCCAACGACGCCCGUUCGCAGGUGCGACUGAUCGAUUUGGGGCGCAUUCAAGCAUUGAUUGAGCCAUUUCAAGAGGAUCCUCAACUCUUGGACACCCACCUGAAAAGUUUUAUCCCACCAUUGGUUGCUGCCUAUCUGGACUCCCUUCAGCAAGGACGCAGACCGGAUCCCAAGAAGGGCUAUGUCCCAUUGACCCAUGCGAUAUGUCAGAUAUUGAACCUCUUCUGUAAAGUCCGUGGAGAGAAAGUCAUCAAAGGGUUCCUUAACAACGAGCCGCGCUACCUGGAACCUGUUAUUGAUGAAUUCGAAGCGGGAGCUGACUCUCCACCAGGAGAGGACGAACCCCUGGCUCAAGGCAUCGUACCUUGGACCGAACGCUAUGUUUUGUUCCUUUGGUUGUCCCACUUAAUGCUUGCUCCAUUUCCUUUAGCAUCAAUGUCUGCCAUGCAGUCAUCGCACGAAGUGGCGAAUGCCCUUGACAUCCAACUUCCAACUGAGGUACCCGGUAUUGCACUUCGGGUUCUUACUAUGUGCGUUAAGGCUUUUACUUCAGCCUCCAAAGAAAGAGGUGCCGCUGCACAUCUACUCGUUCGUCUCUGUGUGCGGCCCGACAUGCAGAAGCUCGGAUUGCUGGAGACGUUUGUUCAGUGGUCUCUCAAAUUCUUCAACAGUGCCACGGAACAGUCGACCAAUAUCCACCAGUGCAUUGGCAUACUCUCAUUUCUCUCUGGACUCGUGACCUCUGCCACGAAUGAGGAGAUUGGCCCAUUUCUUCCCGCUAUAUAUAAGGUCAGCCAGAACAUCAUCGCUCAGCCAGACCUGGCUUUUGUGAAGACUUCAGCAGUUGCAAGGAAGCUCAUCAUCAAGACGCUGCGCAACAUCGUGGUACAUAGCCUCCAAGCAACCGAAGCGGUAAACGAGCUCGAUACUACUACCGUUGUUGAAGAGGUUAUCGAGCUUCUUUUAGACUCCGUAGCAGACGGCGACACGCCUGUGAGGUAUGCAGCAAGUAAAGCACUCAGCAUCAUCACCAUGAAGCUUGACGGAGAAAUGGCCGAAGAAGUGGUUCAGGCUAUUCUUGGGUCGCUCAACGAGAAUGUCUAUUGGCAGGGUUCAACGAGAAAUCUCAGUGGAGUCGAUCCACUGCGGUGGCAUGGAUUAACCCUCACGCUCUCACAGUUGCUCUAUCGUCGGGCCUUGUCUCCUGCCCAAUUGCCAGAUAUUUUGAACGCCCUUUUACUAGCAUUGGCUUUCGAACAACGCUCGACGACUGGCGGUUCGAUAGGGACCAACGUUCGCGAUGCUGCCUGCUUUGGAAUAUGGGCUUUGUCACGACGCUACACGACGGCUGAACUUUCUGCUGUAGAAACAUCCUCGGUCCGAGCCUCUGAGCACCGGCGGGGUAUCUCGAUUUUGCAGGUUUUAGCGAUAGAGUUGCUCGUUGUAGCAUGUCUCGACCCAGCUGGUAACAUUCGAAGAGGAUCAUCCGCUGCAUUACAAGAACUCAUCGGCCGGCAUCCAAACACCGUUUACGAAGGCAUCUCGCUGGUCCAAGUUGUUGAUUUCCACGCAGUUGGUCUUCGUCAACGCGCCAUGUGUAAGGUUUCCAUAGAAGCAAGCAGGCUACAUCAAGCCUACUGGGAGGCAUUGUUCGAUAAUGUGUUGGGUUGGCGUGGCAUUGGUUCUUUGGAUUCCGCUUCUCGCCUCUUCGCUGCACGUGCCGUGGGACAACUUACCGUCGGAAAAACUGCUUCUGUCAUUCAUUCCAUGUCUGAUCGAAUCAGUCGAGAGCUCGCGGUACUCAAACCAAGACAAGUCGAGGAACGCCAAGGCCUGGUCUCUGCGCUGGCUGCUCUGGUAGACGAAAAUCGCAUGCGAGAUGAUUCGACUGAAGCAAAUGAAACCAGAGAUGCUGCUGAUCUCACACAUCUUUGGGAUCUGCUUGAACGAGAGCUGAAGCUCGAUGACAAUGCGUUCAUGUCUCCAGCUAUGAGGCCAGACUUCACCGCUUCCUCCAUUUGCAACUUAUUGGGGGCGUUAUCGUGCAUGAGAUACUCGGCGCAUGAUCAUGAACAACGACAGGUUCCAGUCGAGGAAUUGACUCGCCUACUGAACCUUUCCCUUAGUCGCCACGCCGAUUCUGUGAUGGAGGCAAUACCACGAACGACUUCUGGUGUUUUAAAGCUUUUACAAAGGCUAUCUCCAAGUGAUGCAGACUCUUUGGUUGCCGGUUGGCUUACCAGACUUGAGAAUGAAGCAUCGUACAACGGUCUGCGGUGGUCUGGUUAUGCCAUUGCCCUAGGAGCGGCAUAUCCAUGGCUAGCAUCGGGGAGAACUGGACCGAGCCCUAUGCAGAGGCAGAUUGCCGAAAUCUUGCCAUUUAGAUGCACGUCCGCUGUAUCGAUCGAGGCUCGAACCGUGGCUCUGUCUGCUCUCAGCAUCUUGAUAAAGAAUUGUGCGAGUAUUACCCCUUUGUCUGAACUACCUUCAGCUAUAAGAGACCGAGUCGCCAAUGCUUUGCAUGUGGCCUUGAACGACUACACAGUCACGGAACGAGGAGACGUUGGUGCUCUGGUCAGGCUUGAGGCUCUCAAUACGACAGGAACUGCCUGGAAUUCAGGCUUGUUGCGAGGCUCGACCCAUGAGGAAGAUCUGCAUGCGGAUGUCUUGCGACUAUCACUUGAAAAACUUGACAAAGUCAGAUCGCGAGCUGCACAGGUAUUGGAGAAAGGCUCUUUUGAGCUUUUCAACGCGGUCGCAGCUGGCGUUGCAGACGGUGUCUCUUCUUACGCCUACUUCGCGAAUGCUCUCACCGUACUGAAACCGUCCAGCUCUCCUGCUAUUAUUGAAGCCGUUUGUCUCGGCUACAUGACCUCCGCAGGCAUGGGCUCGGAGUCAGUUGUCCAAAACUCACGUGCGGCGCUGCUAGAUGCCAUUGAUGUUUGGCCUACCACUCCUACAGGAGAUGACGACACGUUCAAUUUGUUUCAAGUCAUCAACUGUCUGCUGGGGCUAUUGAAGCAAAACCUGGAAACAGAACGAGUUUUGUUACCUCUGCUAGAAAUCUUUGCUUUUUUGUUCGACAUGCAAGUCAUGCAUCGCCUCCUGGAGACAUCGUUUAACUUUCGCGCUCUUCUGUCUUACACGCAAAAAGCGCAUUUCAGAUCCACCCAUAUGCAGAAGCUGCAACUAGCCCUCGAUGUGUAUCGCGGGCUAGGCACCAUUGCGACGACGCGGGCAGAUACGAUCACGAAAUUGAACAGCAUGUUACUGCACCCCUUUCCAAAAAUCCGUAUCGCGGCGGCAGAAACUUUGUGGCUGGUGGUCGGCGAAGAGAGCCUCAAGAGGCAAGAUUGGAGUUUGCCAUCAAAGAGCUUGAAACCUAUUGUUUCUAACAUCAAGUCCGCUCUGGCGGCAAGUAGCUGAAGUGCUGAUGUACUAUGAAUACAUCUGGUCGUUGUCGCAAUUCAGAAG